This is a messenger RNA of Argiope bruennichi, 4074 nucleotides long. Its product is annotated as E3 ubiquitin-protein ligase RNF123-like. The transcript is spliced from 32 exons. NCBI's taxonomy places the organism in Eukaryota, Metazoa, Arthropoda, Arachnida, Araneae, Araneidae. The record is from RefSeq and is a predicted model, not a curated record. Gene Ontology annotation, molecular function: protein binding; ubiquitin-protein transferase activity. Bases 167 to 3757 code for a protein of 1196 amino acids. Gene Ontology annotation, cellular component: cytoplasm.
CUACUAAGAAUUUUUGUAAACAAUAAUCUGAAACGGAGUUGGAAUUUGAUGCAAGUGUGGUUGUUAGGGUUGUGCGUAGGUAGGAUGUAUUAUACAUGAAAAUUGGAGAUUAAUUUUAAAUUAUAUUGUUUAUAAAUAUUUUGCAACUUAAAAGAAAUUCGCUUUAAUGGAGUGCACAAGUGAUCGAAUGCGUAAAUCUAUGGAAAAUGAACUUUGUUUAGAGAGUGUUAUAAAACAAGUUUAUGGUGGAGGUGGAAAUCAACCUUUAGGUGAACAUGGACAUAUAUUAUUGGAUAGCCUCAACCUGGAUAAUAUUGAUGAUUUCAUUGAUAAAGAAUUACGGAAAGCCUCUCAAGUCGCUGAAAUGUCAAUGCAUUUAAAUGAAAACAGAGGCAUUAUAGGACCAGAAAAAGUUAUAUUUGAUGUUUCUAGUAAUGUUGGUAGUUUAGUUAUUGAUCGUGAUAGACUUGGUCUAUCCAGUCAAAGCAAUUUUAGUUCUAUAAGAGGAAAUUGCUGUGUAUAUAAAGGGAAAUGGCAAUAUGAAUUGAUGCUUGGUUCAAAAGGAGUUAUGCAGAUUGGAUGGGCUACAAUUAACUGCAAGUUUUCACAAGAGAAAGGCGUUGGUGAUACACCUCAUUCAUAUGCUUAUGAUGGCCAUAGAAUUCGUAAAUGGAACGUAUCUACCUACAAAUAUGGAGAGUCUUGGCUGACAGGUGAUGUUAUUGGUUGUGCAAUAGACUUGGACAAAGGAGUGAUUGGAUUUUACCGGAAUGGAAAUUACCUUGGUGAUGCAUUUGAUAAAGUACAGAUUGGUCCAGGUCUGGCGUACUUUCCAGCUGUAAGUCUGGCAUACAAUGAAAAUCUAGUCGCUAAUUUUGGUUCAACUCCACUUAGGUAUCCUAUAACUGGAUAUUCUCCUCUUCAACUUUAUCCAAAGAAAGAUAUUGCACAAACAAAUAAAUUACUCAUGUGGCUUGAAAAAUUGUUAGAACUCUACAAUUCAGUAACUCAGGAACCUAACCCUGUAUUAGUUGUAAGAAACUGGCCACCACAAUAUAAGCAAGGACUGAAAUCUCAACUUUUAUUAGUUGCUGCACCACUUAUGCAUAGAUUAAGUCCACUUUUAGCCAAUGCCUUUCUUACAGAAGCAUGCCUACUUAGAUUUCUAUUUGACUUACAAGUUAAAGAUCAAAGAUCAAUGGAUUCUAAGUCUCGAAUAACUUCUGUUCUUGAAAUAAUGUGGUCGCUGAUGGAACCUUAUGAAUUACAUCAAUGUUUAGAAUUUAUAGUUGUAGCUCUUUUGACUGGAUAUCGCUUUGCACCAGCUACACCUGAAUUUUAUGAACAAAAGAAAUACUUAGCUUUAACAUUAGCACUUUUGCAGCAUACUCCAACUAAGCACUACCUUUUACAAAAUGUAUUAUUUGACAAGAUAAAGUUUCCAGUAUUUUUGGAAGUAAAGCCUUUGGACAAAAAUGGCUUAGCUGAAGUUGUACCCGAAGUUUGGCUCGAUUUCAAACAAGAAAUGACUGAUGAGGAACUCUUUAGGAAAGCUUGUUAUCAAAAAUCUUGUACCCACUUGAAAUUGGUAGUAAAGGAAGUGGAACUUGUUCAACUGGAGAUUUUAUUAGAGCUUUUUGAUGCAUCAAAUGUCUAUCAGGGCCAGUGUAGCAGAUGUAUAUUUUUGGCUAAGUUACGAGAAUUCUUGAAAGAAAAUUCAGGAGGAGCUCGUGUAAUUAUGGUUCCUGUAGUGCACUUAUGCCCAUUACCAGUAGCUUUAGCUUUCUUCCAUCGCCUGAUAUCUCUUCUUCGAAUAUGUGUUUCUGCAUCUGGUAUUGAUUUGAAUGGUUUAAGUGUUCCUUGCAGUUCAUUUUAUGAUAAUUCAAUUCAAUAUACAGAAGUGCAAAGGAUUGGAGGACUUCAGUCACAUCUUAUGAGAAUUUAUCAAGACAUAGUUCUCCAGGAAAUUAGUAAAGAAAAAGCUACUGCUGAAAAUGACCCCAUAGGAAAACUCCUAAAAUCUGAAAAAUCAAAAGCUCAACAUCUUCGACAUGCUGGUGAUAAAGAUAAUUUUGGAACUCUGAUUGAACUUCUGGAUGGCAUCAUUCGUCUUUAUCACAUUGCUGCUCAUCGGCAAUUAGAGAAGAUGUGUGCCCUUCGUGAUACUAUGCAUGAGUAUAGGCAUGCAUUAAAAGAAAUUGAAAAAAGGCUUAAAGUUCAAAAAGGUGAUGUAGAGGAAGAAUUAAAUCUUGCAAAAAAUGUUUUCCUUGAAGAACUGGUGGAACAAGGUCGACAUCAAGCCUGGAUAUCUUCAGUUGUAUAUUCUUCAGAUAGGCAAGCCGAUGUGUAUUGGCUACUGCAGAUUCUGCUUCGAACUUUAUCUCAGGCAUCAGAGACGGGACUUUUGUUUUCAUUUGUUCCUGACUUUUAUGUUGAAGCAUGCAUUAAAUGCUGCCAUGCUCUUCGUAACUUCUUUCCCCCAGCUGCUCCAGACAGUUUACCUGCUUUUGCUGGUCACCAUGAACUCCUUAUUAAAUAUGGAUCAUUUUUAGCUCACCACUUUUCAGAUGAGCGAGUUGUUAAUGCAGAACUGAAAGACAGUUUAGUUCAAGCAUUGGCAUCAUAUGUAUGUUAUCCUGCCACUCUCCAAGCACUGGAAAGCAUGGAUCCAGAUAGUCGUCUUAUAAUGACAAAAGCAUUGCUACAACCAUAUGAAAAUCGAGCAUGGGCCCAGUCAAACUGGAUAUUAAUUAGGUUAUGGAAGGGUUGUGGCUUUGCUUUUCGCUACUCGAUAUCACCACAUUUAGCAAAAAAGAUGAGUUGUAAAUCUAUUCCUUUACCAGAAGCUUUUCCAACUAUUUCCCAAACUCCUUGCCCAUCUCCUGUCUUUCUAGAACAUGCUAGUCAGUGGUUGUUAGAAAAUCCUGAAGCUGCUGCAUCAUUUAUGAGUAGUGUCUUAAAUCAGUUGAAUUGGGCAUUUUCUGAAUUUAUUGGAAUGCUUCAAGAGAUACAGAAUGCUUCCAAUAGACCAGAAAGAGUUUUCAUUGAUUCAAGGCAGUUGAAAAUUUGUGCAACUUGUUUUGAUUUAGCAUUAGGAUUGCUGCGAGUCUUAGAAAUGUGUGUACAUUUAGUUCCUCAAUUAUUCACUGAUCCAUCAAGACCAUCUUCUGAAAUAUUUUUAACAAGACUUUGUCAGUUAGUGUGCCAAGUUCUUAAUAGAAUUACUUCAAAAUCAGGAUGUUUCUGUUUAGUUGCUAGUAUGGAAAUUCCUGGUCUUGAAACUAUUGAUCAUUUUCCUAUUUUAACUGCUGUUACUGGAAUAUUAGUUUCUCUAAUAAUUGAUGGUUUGCCAAAAAGUCAAAAGAAAGCAAUCAAUGCUCUUCUUGCUGAGCCUAGUUUCCAACCUUCUUCCUUGGACUUUUUACUGGGUGGUUCACAAGAAUCAUCCAAUGGCAAGCCUUUUUCUUUGAGAGAUUACAAAGAAGUGAGCAAAGAAGAAAUCGAAAAAGUUGAGCAACUUUGUCAAUUAUUACAUUCAAAGUAUGACAUUGCGCAACAAAAUAGAGGAUUAGAAGAAAUUGAUGACGAUCUUGUUUGUACCAUAUGCUAUGCCAAUCCUAAGUCAGCUUGUUUUUAUCCAUGUCAACAUCAGUCCUGCAGGAACUGUAUAUCUCUUCAUUUAUUAAGUCAUAAAGAAUGCUUCUUUUGUAAAUCUGUGAUAGAAUUCAUCAAACCAACGCAACAGGAGAAAAAAUGAAGAAAGAUAACAAUAUCAGCUGGAAGUCAAGAUUUUUCAUUAUGGUGCAUUUUGUGUGUGAUAAUUGUGUGGCUUUUUUCUCCUGUUUUCCAUACAUCUACUUAAUUUUUAAAUUAUAAACUGGUCAUUGUAGGAAAAAUUUACUGUGCAAUGUUUUUCCAUAUUAGAAUUUUAUCAUUAAAUAUAUAAAGUGAUUAGUUGUUAUCAGAAUUUUAUCAUUUAAGUCAAACUUUGUGAGUUACUUAAAUUUUAAGAAGAAACUCUUAAGUUAUACUUUUCUUUGUAAGUACUGCUGUAAAUAAAAUUAAAAUAAUGCA